Messenger RNA from Acanthosepion pharaonis, 456 nucleotides. Lineage: Eukaryota; Metazoa; Mollusca; Cephalopoda; Sepiida; Sepiidae. The record is from the annotation of a GenBank genome assembly.
AUGAGCUCUAUUGAUGAGAAGCCUCUUUCAUGGUUCAUCAGACUGAUUCAUGAUACUUGCAUUCAUUUGAAUAAAUCUAUGUUGCUCCUCUGCUUAUUCCACUCUAAUUCUACAAUGAGCUCUAUUGAUGAGAAGCCUCUUUCAUGGUUCAUCAGACUGAUUCAUGAUACUUGCAUUCAUUUGAAUAAAUCUAUGUUGCUCCUCUGCUUAUUCCAAUUUAAUUCUACAAUGAACUCUAUUGAUGAGAAGCCUCUUUCAUGGUUCAUCAGACUGAUUCAUGAUACUUGCAUUCAUUUGAAUAAAUCUAUGUUGCUCCUCUGCUUAUUCCACUCUAAUUCUACAAUGAGCUCUAUUGAUGAGAAGCCUCUUUCAUGGUUCAUCAGACUGAUUCAUGAUACUUGCAUUCAUUUGAAUAAAUCUAUGUUGCUCCUCUGCUUAUUCCACUCUGAAUAUUGA